Messenger RNA from Chionomys nivalis (European snow vole), 3035 nucleotides. RefSeq names its product calcium activated nucleotidase 1 (gene Cant1). Gene Ontology annotation, molecular function: GDP phosphatase activity; calcium ion binding; UDP phosphatase activity. NCBI's taxonomy places the organism in Eukaryota, Metazoa, Chordata, Mammalia, Rodentia, Cricetidae. The record is from RefSeq and is a predicted model, not a curated record. The transcript is spliced from 5 exons. Gene Ontology annotation, biological process: proteoglycan biosynthetic process. The coding region runs from base 390 to 1601 and encodes 403 amino acids.
GCGCGCGGCGGGGCGGAAGUGGCCGCCUGCCCCGUCCAGCCCUACGCAGGUAGGCGGCAGCCCGCGGGCCCCGGAGCCAGGCUCUCAGUGGUUGUGACCUUGCUUCCACAGCCUGCAGCUGCUCUACAGAGUACGUGAGAGCAUUUUCACCCAGCUGCCCAACAGCACACCCCAUCUGCUGUGCCCGCGGAGCAGAGGGCGUAGAAAGAAAGGUCUAGAGUGUGCAGGCGGCAGGUGCCCCCUUUUCACCCUCCGCCUGAACGUGGCAUGUGUGCCCGUGGAGCUCCCACAGACACGUGUGACCCUGUCAUCUGAGUCUCCAACCGUCCUUCACAGCAGUGUGACUGUCCUCAAGGUGGCUGUGCAGGUCCUGCCUAGCGCGCAGUCUGAUGCCCAUCCAGCCCUUUGACCACCGGGAAUGGAAUGAGCCUAUGCACUCCCUCCGGAUCACUGUAGGGGGCCUUCCUGUGCUGGCUUCCAUGACCAAGGCCACAGACCCUCGCUUCCGCCCCCGCUGGAGGGUGAUCCUGACUUCCUUUGUGGGUGCUGCCCUCCUCUGGCUUCUGUACUCCCAUCAUCAGGCCCCAGUACCGGGCAGAUCCUCCGCCCACAAUGCACACAGCCGGAGGUUCAGCCCCGAUCAUGUGUCUCGCUACAAUGACACCUACCCCCUGUCCCCGCCACAGAGGACUCCAGGUGGGACUCGCUACCGGAUCGCAGUCAUUGCUGACUUGGACACAGGGUCCAGGGCCCAGGAGGAGAACACUUGGUUUAGUUACCUUAAGAAAGGCCACCUGACCCUGUCAGACAGUGGGGACAAGGUGACUGUGGAGUGGGAUAAAGACCAUGGAGUCCUGGAGUCCCACCUGGCAGAAAAGGGGAGGGGCAUGGAGCUCUCUGACCUGAUUGUCUUCAAUGGGAAACUCUACUCCGUGGACGACCGUACAGGGGUCAUCUACCAGAUCGAAGGCACCAAAGCAGUGCCCUGGGUGAUCCUUUCUGAUGGUGACGGAACUGUGGAGAAGGGAUUCAAAGCUGAGUGGCUUGCUGUGAAGGAUGAGCACCUGUAUGUUGGUGGCCUGGGCAAGGAGUGGACCACCACCACAGGGGAGGUGAUGAACGAGAACCCCGAGUGGGUGAAGGUGGUAGGCCACAGGGGCAGCGUGGACCACGAGAACUGGGUGUCCAGCUACAAUGCUUUGAGAGCCGCCGCUGGGAUCCAGCCGCCAGGCUACCUCAUCCACGAAUCCGCCUGCUGGAGUGACACGCUGCAGCGCUGGUUCUUCCUGCCACGCCGGGCCAGCCACGAACGCUACAGCGAGAGGGCCGAUGAGCGCAAGGGCAGCAACCUCCUGCUGAGCGCAGCCCCAGACUUCAAGGACAUAUCCGUGAGGCGUGUGGGGGAGCUGGUCCCCACACACGGCUUCUCAUCUUUCAAAUUCAUCCCUAACACUGACGACCAGAUCAUCGUGGCUCUCAAGUCAGAAGAGGACAGCGGCAGGAUUGCCACCUACAUCAUGGCCUUCACGCUAGAUGGCCGCUUCCUGCUUCCAGAGACUAAGAUCGGCAGUGUCAAGUAUGAAGGGAUAGAGUUCAUCUAGAUGAGUAAGUUCCCAUGCCCGGCAAGGCAUGGGCAAAUCGCCUGAGGCAUCGCCAGGACUCAAUUUCAUAAAAACCAGAGGAACACACUUUGACUUGUUUGUUGUUUUCUUUUUUAACUGAGCUGUAUGCCUGGAUGGAGGUUUCCAGAAUAGGAAACUGAGUCCCAGGCCAUGUGACACAGCUUCAGGAGACGUCCUGAAGCUGGGAGCAAGGGCAGGCAGGAGUCCUGUACAGGAAAGGCAGGGUCUCUGCCUACCCAUGCCUCACUCUGCACUGCCACCUUGUGGUAGGGAUUGGUCACUGCUGCAGGUACCUUUUGAGCACUGGCCUUCAAAAUCCAGCCACGCCUCUCCUUUCCUCCAUCUCUUGCCUAGGUCUCUUGCCUUUCCGAGUUCUCUGGCCAGUAAGUAUCUGAGGCAACAGGUGUGCUGAGUCUCAGCCUCGCCCUGGGAGCACAAGGCAGUUUGAGGGUGGGACUGCCAGAUAGGCACUCCAAGGCACCCCUCUUCCUCCUGUGUGCAGACCCUUGGAAAGUAAAUGUUUACACGGCAGGGCGAGGGCCCCACCCCUUGGGACACACCUGCCCACACUGCCGAAACCAUUCUAGCGCAGGAUUGCUGCUUCCCAUGGCCCUCGGGAGGAUCUGGGGCUGUGCAGGCCUUUGAAUUAUUAACUUAUUUUUAUUAAGGUAAUUUCCUUUUCUACAGAACAGUCACCAAGUCUUAUCACACAGUGAAGGUGGAGUUCCCACGUCUACUCCCUGCAGCAACAGAAUCAUCAGCAUAGCCGCAAUGGCGAAAUUAUCUUUUACAGAAAGGGUCUCUGGAUCCUUGGCCUCUGCCUUCUAGCAACUUCAGAAGCCGCCAUGUCUUCCCUUCCCAGCAGUGGCUGAGGGAGGGCUCUAGAGACCUGUCCCUGUUGUCCCCUGCAUUUUUUGCUGGCUCCCAGUGAGCAUUUAGCAGCCUUCUCCUGUUUUCUGUCACUUCCUGUUCGUGCUCAAGAGCAAAGGCUACAGAGUCAGGGUCAGAGGUUGCCCUGUAGGUAGCAGCCACCUUAGUCAUCCUGCAACACCCUUAGGCUAGGACACGGGUACUGCCGAGGGCACAGGGCUCUGAUAGCCCUCAUAAGCCCCUUCCACUGGGAAGCGAGGCAGACCACUGCCACUGGGACUCUCACUACCCACAUGGCAGCAUGUUGACUGGUGAUGGUGACAUCUUUGUGUACUGUCUGUGUGUUGCUGAGAGCUAAGCCAUACCUCUUCGAUGUGUGUCAACUGUGUUAGAGUGUGCUUCUAAACUGAAAGGGAGAAAAUGGACCCUGUGGAGUCAGUGUGGCCCUGAGGCAACACAGCACAGCCUUCACCUUCCUUUCCCUGACGGAAGCAGAGUGAUUGUGUCCUUCCCUCCCUCCAUUUGUUUUCUAAACAAUAAAGU